AAGAAAAUAGGCAACAUUUUACAUCUUCUCUUACAUCUUACCUGAACACCACCAACGAACCAUAAUGAAGCUUCUGGACAUUACUACAUCAGAAACACCAAGCCUGUAUAUAUUCGGAUAUGGCUCCUUAGUCUGGAAACCAGACUUCAAAUACAAGAGAAGCAACGUUGGUUAUAUCAAAGGAUAUAGUAGACGCUUCUGGCAUGGGGACAAUUUUCAUCGAGGAGACAAAGACAUGGUAAGUCUUUACCUUCAGAAAUACAAUCAAUGUAUUUGCUGCUGCUGUAGACAGACAUAAUAUUAUCUCAGAUCAAACUGUUGAGCUUCAGGAAGUGGGAGGUCAAAUAAAAAGUCUGAUUUGUGAUGCAAACAUAUUGGUUAUGGAAAUGUCAAUGCACAUAAAGGUCUGGCAUGGCCAACAAUACCUAACCAGAUAGGCUCACAUGUAGUAGGCUACUGUAGCCUAAGUGGAAAUGAAUUGGUAAAACAAUGCUGAGUGUGCCUGCUCUCUUUAUCUCUGUCCUUAUCUCUCUGGUCCUUAUCCUCCACAGCUAGGUAGAGUGGUGACUUUAGUGGAAGAUCAUGAGGUAAGUGGCCUUGUUUCAAAAUAACCCAGAACACACCUACAGCUCACAUUUGUUUUGAUCCUGUCUACCAUGAAUAAGUACUGUACUUAGUGUUGUAAAAUACAUUGACACUGGCAUGUCCAGAACAUUUUGAAUGGGGUGGAUAUACAGACCCAGUUUAGGGGGGCCAUAACAUAUUGAACCUUAAUCGAUGCAAGGUGGAUUUUUUCAAUAUAAUUAUGAUGGUUCAACAUAUGAAAUGCUUCAGCUUAGGUUUUGUACAUUUCCCUGAUCAAAUAAAUCAUAAAUAAAUUCCAAAACACUUGUUACAGUGUUUGGAUUCAAGGUCAGGAUUUGAUUUAAAAGUAUUAGCAUAGAUCAGUAAAUUCACUUGAAAGUGGCAUCCAGAGUACAAAUUAUACUCUGACAUUAGAGGGGUCUCUAUUUUUUAUGGGCUUUAUAGUAAAGACAUGUAAUUUAACUUUUACCUUUUAAUGUGUCAUGAACACAACCAGCCAUGAUGUUGCUGGUAUAGUCCUUCAUGUUUAUAAAUUGAACUUUGUUGACUAUUGACUUACUCCUUGAAGUUGAACUUCUCCUGUCCCAGUCUAACAUCCAUCUCUUCUCACUGCAGGCUUGCACCUGGGGGGUAGCGUAUGAGGUCAGCGACUCCCAGAUGGAGGAGUCUCUGCAGUACCUGAAUGUGAGAGAGGCUGUGCUGGGGGGCUACGUCACCAAGAUGGUGGAGUUCACUCCCAGAGAGAAGUGCCAAGGGUCUCUGCUCGCCCUGGUCUACAUCGCCACCUCUGACAACCCCACAUACCUCGGGCCUGCCACUCCCACAGAGAUAGCUGCUCAGAUUGCCAUCUGCAGAGGCAACACGGGCCACAACAUAGAGUACCUCCUCCGCCUGGCUGAGUUCAUGAGGCUGUACUGUCCCGAGGUAGAGGAUGACCAUCUCUUCUCCAUAGAGGCAGCCGCCCUGGCCCUGGUCAUCUGA
Molecule: messenger RNA, 1566 nt
Organism: Coregonus sp. 'balchen'
Lineage: Eukaryota; Metazoa; Chordata; Actinopteri; Salmoniformes; Salmonidae
Source: the annotation of a GenBank genome assembly